This is a messenger RNA of Eurytemora carolleeae, 826 nucleotides long. RefSeq lists its product as uncharacterized. NCBI's taxonomy places the organism in Eukaryota, Metazoa, Arthropoda, Copepoda, Calanoida, Temoridae. The transcript is spliced from 4 exons. The coding region runs from base 35 to 808 and encodes 257 amino acids. The record is from RefSeq and is a predicted model, not a curated record. Gene Ontology annotation, cellular component: mitochondrion; mitochondrial large ribosomal subunit.
AACUAAAUUUAUUUUCUAUAUUUUUUCCAGAAUAAUGUUAGGGUUAGGGACGCUGAGACGGGUCAGCUUAAACCUGGGCAGACUUGAGCGCUGUGAAGCGCAAAGAUUGAAGUAUACUGCUCCUAAAUAUGAAGAAAUUAUUACAAAAAAUAGAUUAACUAACAUGCAGAAAACGUUUAAAAGCAGAGACAAAAUAAAUGCACAUGUUGACCUGUUGAAGCUAAAGAAUAAAGAAAAGCUGGAGGAGAAAAAUGUUUUCGGAACGGAGUUGUUUAAUGACUUUACAACCCUGGAGGCACAAAUGCAGUCCCUAAAAUCCAAAGGGUUUCUAAGAGCAUAUAAAUCCUACACCCCGCCCUCUAACCUGAAGGAACUGUUCUUGUCGACGUGUAGUUCAAGUUUAGGCCGCCAGGUGGCAGAAAGCUCGCUAUCUACCGAUAAACUUGAUAAUGUUGAAGUCAAGUUUAAAGUUCUUAACGCGCUCUCACAUGCUUUUAAUCAUAGUGUUCACAAUUCACGGCUCACGGAGAUUAAAACUCUAGCAGAUGCACUUCUUUAUUACCAGUCCGAGGUGAACUCUAAGAACCCAUACGAGAUGUUGCACCAGGAGUCGGAGAAGGGUCUGCUCCCUCCCAACCUUCAUGUACAGCUUCAUCCUGUCAGGUUUACAGGGAAGGGAGAUCAUGUUCUAGAUCAGGUGACAGCAUUCCCGAGGACGAGUACUAUUGUUUCCGGUCUACAGACUAAAGAUAAAAUUCCUUCCCUGGAGUCAGAGUUUGAUCCCUACGAGGAUUUGGAUUAUAAAUAAUGAUCCGGAUAUUUCAGA